Olea europaea var. sylvestris is the source of this 609-nucleotide messenger RNA. RefSeq lists its product as uncharacterized. Bases 1 to 609 code for a protein of 202 amino acids. NCBI's taxonomy places the organism in Eukaryota, Viridiplantae, Streptophyta, Magnoliopsida, Lamiales, Oleaceae. The transcript is spliced from 3 exons. The record is from RefSeq and is a predicted model, not a curated record.
AUGCGGAUUUGGGCAUUUGAAGCGAUCCCAACUUUGGGAAUGAAGUUUGGUAUGAAAUAUCCAGAUAUAAUACCAAGAAUGGUCGCUUGGGAAAUGCCGAAGAGGUUAACGUCUGCUGCCAUUGAGAAUGUGUUGAAUUCGAAGGAGUUGGAGGUUAAUUCCACAUUGAUUCCCACCGAAGCUGAACUCGAAGAGGCCUAUUGGAAAGAGUUGAAACCAAUCGUGGAAGAAGAUGAGAGUGUUUCAUAUCAUUCCGAAGGAGACGAGGCUGAGCAAGAUGCCGAGCCACAGCAUGCAUACCACGAAGAGUCUCCUAGAGCAGCUCAACCACCACAACGUGAUUUUGAGAUCAACAUAGAGGAUUUAUUGAGAACGGAAAUUGAAAAACUUGAGGGAAGGCUACAAGCAGUUAUAUCGACUCGACUUGAUCGGGUGGAGAAAAAGGUUGACAGGUUAGUUGAAUUGGCUGUGGCGGGUCGGUUCCAUCCAGCAACUAGUGCAUUUGAUGGUGCCACUAGUAGCACAGCUUAUGUACCAGAAAAUGAACCGAAGGAUGAGUUGGAAAAGGAGGUUGGGUUUGAUGAUGUGACAGAUAGGAUUCAAAGUUAG